Molecule: messenger RNA, 510 nt
Organism: Phytomonas sp. Hart1
Lineage: Eukaryota; Euglenozoa; Kinetoplastea; Trypanosomatida; Trypanosomatidae
Source: the annotation of a GenBank genome assembly
AUGGCCUGUUGGCAGGCCGUGAUGGCGCCUACCCACCUCGAGCGAUUUCUCGCGCAGUCGUACAAACUCUCCGAGACGACCUUUUACCAUUACGAAUUGCGGGACCCGUGGGUGCAGGGGUGUUUGGAGGAUUGGGCCGCCAUGCUCGACUACGUGGGCGAAUAUUUGGACCCGGUCUUGUUCGAUUCCCUCCUUCUUUUGGUGGCGACGCAUACCGUGAACUUCACGCGGUUGGGCUUGGCUCGGAAGGAAUUCAACAGCUUCGGGGCUUUGCAGUUCGAUAAGGACGUGCGGGCCUUGCGCUCUUUCUUUACCUCCAGAGCGCAUGAAGUCUCGCUUCGCGACGCGUUUGCCCCGCUUAAUUUGACAUCUACACUCCUUCUAUCGGAUUCACCGCGAGAUGCAUUGGAGGAGGCGCACAACCUGGCGUUAACCGCAAAGGAAAAGAUAAAUGUUCUACUUUUACGUGUCGAUUUUAAUAAACAAGAUGUUCUUGCGCUACACCUUUAG